This is a messenger RNA of Mangifera indica (mango), 2648 nucleotides long. RefSeq names its product G-type lectin S-receptor-like serine/threonine-protein kinase At4g27290. Gene Ontology annotation, molecular function: ATP binding; protein serine/threonine kinase activity. The transcript has 7 exons. The coding region runs from base 95 to 2614 and encodes 839 amino acids. NCBI's taxonomy places the organism in Eukaryota, Viridiplantae, Streptophyta, Magnoliopsida, Sapindales, Anacardiaceae. The record is from RefSeq and is a predicted model, not a curated record. Gene Ontology annotation, biological process: protein phosphorylation; recognition of pollen.
UUCAGUAGAUAAACAGAUCACCCUGUGAAGAAUUAACAGAGCUUAAUUAUGCAAUAUUUUGCCAGAGUUUUGUGUUGGUUCAAGAUUUGUAUCAAUGGGGAGUCUUCCUUUCUCUUACUGCUUUAGCUCUUUCAUCCUUUUCGCCAGCAUCAACUUGUUAUUAGCAGCUGAUAACAUCACUCAAGAAGUAUCCAUCCAGGACGGCGAGACAUUGAUUUCCUCCGCCCAAAGGUUUGAACUUGGCUUCUUCUCUCCUGGAAAUUCAACAAAAAGGUACCUGGGAAUAUGGUACAAGAAGAGCCCUGAGACAAUUGUCUGGGUUGCAAAUAGAAACAAUCCCAUUCUCGAUAGCAGUGGAGUUUUAACCAUUAGUGAAAAUGGAAACCUUGUUCUUCUUAGCAAAGCAAAGAACAUCGUCUGGUCUUCAAACAUUUCUGUAAAAGUUGAAAAUACAGUAGCCCGGCUCUUGGAUACUGGAAACUUUGUUCUUAUGGAUGCUUCUGAAAAUUAUCGAUGGCAAAGCUUUGAUUACCCAUCAGAUAUACAGUUACCAGGGAUGAAGUUGGGAUGGAACUUAAAGACUGGGCUAGAACGUUAUCUAACUUCAUGGAAAACAGCUGAUGAUCCAUCAUCCGGAGACUUUACUUUCAGAUUUAACAUUAAUUAUUUGUUACCAGAAUUGGUGAUCUACAGGGGAUCAACAAAAAUUGCCCGUAGUGGACCCUGGAAUGGGGUUUACUUUGGAGGAAUUCCCACAAAUCCAAAUUUGAUCUUUGAGAUGAUUCUGGUGCAUAAUGAGGCUGAGUUUUCGUACUGGUAUCAGCCUUUCAACGAUCCCCUCGUCAUGCUGGUAAAACUUACUCAAUCUGGAAUGAAACAGUGGCAAAUCUGGAACGAGAGGAGCAAUAAAUGGGAUCUGGUGUACUCAGCCCCAGAAGAUGUUUGUGGAAAUUACGGGCAUUGUGGUGCUAACAGUGUUUGCAGCAUUAACAAGACACCCAUUUGCGAGUGUUUGAAUGGGUUCGAAUCGAACUCAAAGUUCAACCAGACUUCUUCUCAAGGAUGCGUAAGAAGGCUGCCAUUGGACUGUGAAGAAGGAGAUGGGUUUAUAAAGGUUGAUAAUGUUAAAGUGCCGGAUUUGGUAGAUGUUUCACUGAAUGAGAGUAUGAGUCUUAAAGAAUGUGAGGCCAAAUGCUUGAGUAAUUGCUCUUGUAAAGCUUAUACCGAUUUCAAUGCAACUGGAGAUGGCAGUGGCUGCUUGAUGUGGUUUGGGGACCUGAUUGAUAUCAGAAAACUUGUUGAGAACAAAGGGACACAGGAUUUCUACUUACGAGUGCCUGCUUCAGAACUGAAGACAAACUCAAGCAACGGGACUUCAAUGGAUACAGAAGAUAAGAAGAACAAAGGAAACAGAAAGCUACUAUGGAUGAUUGUCACACCAAUAUUGUCCCUGGCAGUGGUCACUUUAGGCUUCCUUAUUCAUCAUGUAAGGAGAAAGCACAGAAGGAAAGGGGAGGAUCUGUUGCUAUUUGAUAUGCAUUUGGGGCAAAAGUCCGGUUUGGAGCUUACUGAAGAAAAAAAGCUUGGAAAAAAUUGUGGAAACGAAGUUAAAUUGCCAUUAUUCAGCUUUGCCAGUGUUUGUGCUGCAACAGAUAAUUUCUUAGCAACAAACAAGCUUGGUGAGGGCGGUUUCGGAACUGUUUACAAGGGAACACUGCUAAAGGGGGAUCAAAUAGCUGUGAAGAGGCUUUCAAGAAGAUCUGGGCAAGGAUGGGAGGAAUUAAAGAAUGAAGCAAUGCUCAUAGCCAAGCUCCAACACAAGAAUCUUGUUAGACUUCUGGGCUGCUGCAUUGAACAAGAUGAAAAAAUACUGAUCUAUGAAUACAUGCCAAAUAAAAGCUUGGAUUUCUUCCUCUUUGAUUCAUCGAAACGGAAGCUUUUAGACUGGAAGACACGCAUUCGGAUCAUUGAAGGGAUCGCUCAAGGACUUCUUUAUCUUCAUGAAUUCUCUACAAUGCGAAUCAUUCAUAGGGAUUUGAAGGUUAGCAAUAUUUUGUUGGAUAGAGACAUGAAUCCUAAAAUUUCUGACUUCGGAAUUGCAAGAAUAUUUCGAGAGAACGAGUUACAAGCAAACACAAGACGGAUUGUUGGGACUUACGGAUAUAUGUCCCCCGAAUAUGCCCUUGAAGGCAUAUUCUCGACGAAAUCUGAUGUCUUUAGCUUUGGAGUGCUGUUACUAGAGAUUGUCAGUGGCAAGAAGAGCACUGGUUUUUAUCAGAAUGAGUCUCCCAAUCUUCUGGGUUAUGCAUGGAAUAUGUGGACUAGUGACAAGGGAUCGGAGCUGCUGGAUCCAGAAUUAGAAGACCAAUCCUCCAUGAUUUUGCUACUGAGAUAUGUCAACGUAGGGCUGCUUUGUGUUCAAGAGAGUGCAAAAGACAGACCUUCCAUGACUGAAGUGGUGUCAAUGCUUAUGAACCAAGCUGCAAUAUUGCCUUCUCCAAAACAGCCUGCAUUUUCAUAUGUAAGAAAUAGCAGAAGUGUAAAUUCAUAUUCCAGUAAGUCAGAGAAAUGCACUGUAAAUAAUGUAACUCUUACAAUUUUGGAAGCUCGUUAAUGCUAUGGAUUUCUCUGUGAUUGUUUAUGUAUAA